Molecule: messenger RNA, 5753 nt
Organism: Podarcis muralis (Common wall lizard)
Lineage: Eukaryota; Metazoa; Chordata; Lepidosauria; Squamata; Lacertidae
Gene: AGPS
Product: alkylglycerone phosphate synthase
Biological process (GO): lipid biosynthetic process
Cellular component (GO): peroxisome
Molecular function (GO): FAD binding; alkylglycerone-phosphate synthase activity
Source: RefSeq, a predicted model, not a curated record
ACAGCCUAUAACUGCCGCGGGUCGCCGUGUCCGACCUUUCACCCUGACGCUGACGGCUCAACGCGGAAGCGCGAUGGCGGCGGCAGAAGGGCCGGCAGGCGGCAAGAGCGGCGCUUCCCCGUCGGCUGCGCACCGGAGGCUGCGGAUCCUCUCGGGCCACCUGAGGAGCGGGCCGCCGGAGGCGCACCUGUCCGCUGCCCAGUGCCGAGGGCGGGCGGCGCCGGCGCCGGCUCGCCCUCAGCCGAGCACCUUCCCCAAGAGGCGGCAAGAAGUUUUUAAGUGGAACGGAUGGGGUUACAAUGACUCAAAAUUCAUCAUCAAUAAGAAGGGACAAGCAGAAUUCACAGGGAAAAGGUAUCGGCUAGGUGGUACGGUGUUGCCUUUUUUAGUAGACUGGAUGGAGAAAUAUAUGAGCGGAAGUCUGGAGCAUAAAAGUACUUCUAGAGCAUCCUUGAAUCUUAGUGAUGUGCCUCCUUCUAUUGCAAAUGAAGAAUUUAUCAAAGACCUCCAAGCUGCUAAAAUAUCAUAUACCCAAGAAGCAGAAGCUAGGAUAUUCAGAGCUCAUGGUCAUUGCUUACAUGAACUAUAUAAGCUCAGGGAAGGAAUGUUUCAACGAGUUCCUGAUGUAGUUGUAUGGCCAGAGUGCCAUGAUGAUGUGGUUAAAAUUGUGGAAAUAGCCUGCAAGCAUAACGUUUGUAUUAUACCAUAUGGUGGAGGAACAAAUGUUUCUAAUGCUCUUGAGUGUCCCGCUGAGGAGAAAAGAACGAUUGUUUCAUUGGACACCUCACAAAUGAACAGGAUUCACUGGAUAGAUGAGAAAAAUUUAACCGCUCAUGUUGAAGCUGGCAUUGUUGGACAAGACUUGGAAAGACAGCUGGGUGAAAGCGGUUACUGUGUGGGCCACGAACCAGAUUCAAUGGAAUUCAGUACACUUGGAGGCUGGGUGGCAACGCGAGCAUCAGGCAUGAAGAAAAACAUUUACGGAAACAUUGAAGACCUGGUGGUUCAUAUAAAAAUGGUAACCCCAAGAGGUGUGAUACAGAAAAGCUGUCAAGGACCGCGUAUGUCAACAGGACCUGACAUCCAUCAUUUCAUUUUAGGAUCUGAAGGAACCCUUGGAGUGGUAACAGAAGUUACAGUAAAAAUUCGACCAAUCCCUGAAUACCAAAAGUAUGGGUCUAUAGUAUUUCCAAACUUUGAGAAAGGGGUGGCCUGUUUAAGAGAAGUAGCAAAGCAGCGAUGUGCUCCUGCAUCCAUUCGCCUUAUGGACAAUAAUCAAUUUCAAUUUGGACAUGCUCUUAAAGGACAGGUUUCUUCAAUUUUUACAUCGCUUCUGGACGGGUUGAAAAAAUUCUACAUCACAAAGUUCAAAGGAUUUGAUCCCAAUGUGCUAUGUGUCACCACCUUGCUUUUUGAGGGAGACAGAGAGAAGGUUCUUCAGCAUGAAAAGCAAGUUUACGAUAUUGCUGCAAAAUUUGGUGGUCUGGCGGCUGGAGAAGACAAUGGACAGAGAGGAUACAUGCUAACAUUUGUCAUUGCUUACCUUCGGGACCUGGGCAUGGAUCAUUAUAUAAUAGGAGAAUCGUUUGAAACGUCUGUUCCCUGGGACAGAGUUCUAGACCUUUGCCGAAAUGUGAAGGAAAGAAUAGUAAGAGAAUGCAAAGAAAGAGGCGUUCAGUUCCCACCUUUCGUUUCCUGUCGGGUGACGCAGACCUACGAUGCUGGCGCCUGUGUCUAUUUCUAUUUGGGCUUUAACUACAGAGGAUUAAGCGACCCUGUUCACGUUUAUGAAGAAAUAGAGAUGUCAGCUAGAGAUGAAAUCCUUGCUAACGGAGGAAGCCUGUCACAUCAUCAUGGAGUGGGCAAGUUACGGAAGCAGUGGCUGAAAGAGAGCAUCUCAGAUGUUGGCUAUGGGAUGCUGAAAUCUGUCAAACAAUUUGUGGACCCCAAUAACAUCUUUGGAAACAGGAACCUUUUAUAAGCCUGGUUACUAUCCAAAGUGAAAUUACAAAAAAAAAAAAGUGCGAUCGUUUAUGAGUCUCAUGGCUAUCCCAGUAUCCAGAUAUAGCGUGGACCCAAUUUGAAAGCUGUUUACUCCUUACAUCUUUAAUUUUCUUCAGUUAAAUGUGAUCAUACAAUUUACUCAUAGCACACGUCCCACAGAGUACUCCAAAACAUUUCUCACACACAACCAGCCCAAAGUAUGUCAAUCUAACCGAUAACCUGUUUGGAUGGCUUCCCCUGCUAUAGUGCAAGAAUAGCUAAGGCGGAUACUAAAUGUUUCUGUCAUAGGAGACGUUCUUGACAAAGCCGCACUCCUGAGAAGCAGAUGAAAAAUGGGUUUAUAUUUCUAUAAAACAGCUUUUCUAUUGAAAUUUUAAACAAACAGGCAAUGAAAUUUAUGCCAUGCUGCAAUUUUUAAAAAAAAACAAAACCCGAAAAUAAUUUUGGAUUCCUAGUUCCCCCUAUCUGGUAUUACUGAAAGCAUUAGUUCACAAAGUGUAGUCUCAAUAGCAUUUGUAACUUUAUGUUCUGAACAAUACUUACUGACUCCAAAAAGCAAACAUUUAUUUUUAAAUACAGAAAAACACACUUUAUCUUUGUUAAACAAAGUAUAGUGCUUUCAUAAUUUUGCCCUGCUGAUUCUUUUACAGGGCAAAAUUUCCCAAGUAGACAAAUGGUCCUGUUAAUUCUGCUUCUCCAGAAGUGUAAUUUGGAGUUUCGGCCAUUUCAAUUCUGAAACAGUCUAUUUUAAAUUUUGACUGCUAGCUAUGAGUGUAAUCAUUUAGUCCACAAAAAUAAAAUGUCAUGCUUUUCUAAACAGUAUCAGAAAGCAUUAGAAUGAAACCUACCCUAGAAUUGUUAAAAUAAUUUAACCCUGCCUAUAAAUACCUACAUUUUUCGGCACCAGUUCUUAUUCUAUAUAUAUAUCUGAAAAAACUUUAAACAAAAAUAUCUGAAAUUGUGACACUUGCCCCCCAAAAUAACAUUUAUGUUAAUGUCUGCUAGCAAUUGGUAACAAAUGUGAAGUCUGAAUACAUCUGUUAAACAUCCUGUUCUAAUCUCCACUAAAUUUUUGCUAUUUAAUCUUAACCCAGCAUGUCAACUCAAAGCAAUGUAUGGUCAAAUCAUAGCUACUGCAUUCAUGCCCUAAAGCACCUUCAAAACAGACCCAGUGCAUAGUAUCUCAUCAUGACGAUUGUCAGUUUGCUCUUGGUCUUACCAGAACUCAAGAAAGCAAUCCAGAUAGUCCUUUUAAAAAUUUAAUCCACAAGAGGGGUUUUUUUUAAAAAAAAACUGCAGCGUGAUAGUCUUGAACAAUUACUCUCUACUAAAGUCUGUACCUAUAGUAAACAUUAAGACUGAGCACAACAUUAAGAUUUUUGUUUCUUAACCAUGUACAAGGUAUCCUCAUUGGCAACAAUCUGGUUACACCAGGGUACUCAGUUUUGUUUUUGAUAGGAAAAAAAAGAGUGCUUUCAUGUGCCUAAUGAGCACCAUAUCUAGGAUCAGAUGUUUGUUUCAGGGAAUAAAAUUGCCUUUUUGAUAGCAAAAGUUUAAUUUCCUGAUUAUUUUUGCUUGCUCUGACCAAGUUUAUUCUAUUUCCAAAUGUGUAGUUUCACUUAUGGUGCUUAAUUGAUUUACUUAAUUAUUAUAGGUUUCCUAACCCUUUGUUACUGAAAAUUGCACAGGGAAAUGCCCUAUGGGGAUAUUUUUCAUAAGUUUAUAGAUAAAUAGAUGACAAGGAGUGUUCAAAUCAUGAAGUAUAAACUUGUGUCUUGUUCACACUGUCCUGUCUAAUGAAGUAACUGGGGGGAGCUGCAAGAAGUGGAUAGGUUUUGAGGGAAAAGAUACAAUGCAGAUUACUGUGAACAUAUUGUAAAUUGCUUUACUUACGUCUAUUUUGCUAGACCUUAUUUCGUUUUCUUCCUUGUUGAAAUGGUUAAAUUGUUUGGAGCGUUAGCAAGAGCACCUGUAAAAUAUAUGCAAGUGUGUGAGUGCUAAUUCAAAAGACUGAGAUGCUCAUUAAAAAGUGAAAAUUUUCAAAUGGAAAGCUAUUUACAGUGUAUUCAUGACACACCAACAAGGCCAAAAGUAUUGGUGAAGGAUACGCAAGAAGAUCCAUUUAGCUUUCUCUAAUGGUGAGUUGCAACAUCCUACCAUCUUUCACUGAAGUUGUAAGGCUUGAAUCACUCACUCUUGACUAGGCUUCCAAAGGACCAUAUAUGUGCAACCAUACACAACGCCAGCAUUCUUCUGGCCUUCAGGAGUGACAUCUGGGAAGAGAUGGCAGGGAACCCUCCAGAUCAGCAUCCAGUGUGGUGCUAAAGGUUGACCAGAAAUGGAGGCAGGUAUAAAACUAUUUUAGAGGCACACACUUGGCUAUGGGACGCCUGGCCAUAAUCUGAACCCUCCUGACCAUUUUGCUGAAGGUUCAAGAUGUCUGCAGUAUUGCAGUGCCUCAUGGUAGGGAGGAGCUGGCUUGCAAAAUGCCGCACUGCUUUCCAUGCCCCCUUUCCAUCUGACCAGAAGCAAACGAGAGGGGUGACCUAGAGAUUCUGUGAGCUUGCUAAAACCAUUGGAACCUCUCAUUGAAUGCUAAACUGGUGAAGCAGAGCCUUUCUUGGUUGCUUUAAGUAGGGAAUGUGUAAAAACAACACACCACUGCAUGCUGAUUGGCAAAUCUGAAUUCCCAGCGCAAUGCUGUGAGUGUCUUCAAAUAAGGAGUGACUCAAAUCCCACAGGACGUACAUAGUGUAACUCUUUGGAUUCCUAGGAUUUUUUAAUCUGUUUAAAAUUAGAGCAUUGUAGCUGAACCGUCAGUGUGAUACCUGGGCAGAGCAUAAUUCUGUUUGAAAUAUGGCACAGUUGGCCAUAUUUUCAUAUACUGUUUUACUCCAAUGCCACAGUAAUGGGCAGGAUCCAAAGAACCAGGAAACUUAUUCCACAUACCUGAGGCCUUGAGUGGUGUUUGCAUGCAUGGAGAAUUGCAAUCUGUUUAAAUCUGUUAGGAGUUUCCACAGCAGUUUGUGGUGUUGUGAAGGGGAAGAGAAUCUAGAAUCCCACGGGUGAUAUGUGAGCUGUGUUGUGUGCUUAAAAAAGCUCUUUAGGUCCUGGCUAAAACCCAUUUUCUAUUUUGGCAGAGUUCACACCUCUAAAACAUGUUACUGACUGUUACAUCUCUUUGCAAUGGGGUUAGAAGGUUAGAUGCAAGGUUCUUGCCAGUCCAUAGGUUUUUUGGUUCAGAAAUCUGUGGGAAAGUUGGGUUUCCUUCUUAGGAAUUGUUUUACACUGAGGGUGCCUCUCAUUCUAAGGACCAAACCAGGUUACGUUAAGUGUGUCUAUGCACUAGAAUCAUAGUGGCGGUUUUUAAUGGCAGUGAAAUGGGCAAUGUGGGUCUGGACUGCAACACAGUAGAGAGCUAACCCCUUCUGCUACCACUGCAAUCUCAGUCCAAAUUGGAGUCCGCCACAGCUGCAUAUUUGUUAUUAUUAUUGCACACGCAAAGACUUAUGUAACAUAAGAUCUCUGGGGCCCUAGAUGAAAUCCACCAGUCUUGUCCUCUAGAAUACUAACCAACUAAAAAAAUACAAUUGAGCUUUUGGCUCAUAGCGGGAAACCAUGUUUAUCAUAUACUGAACAGGUAAUUGUACAACUACAGUUAUAAUGUUGAGAUUAUAAAAGGUUAUUAAUCAAACAAAAUGUUCCUGAAAUUUCUCCUUAAGCCGAUUAAAUUAAUACUUUUUCAAAUG